Messenger RNA from Dissoconium aciculare CBS 342.82, 2177 nucleotides. Its product is annotated as FAD/NAD(P)-binding domain-containing protein. Gene Ontology annotation, molecular function: flavin adenine dinucleotide binding; N,N-dimethylaniline monooxygenase activity; NADP binding. NCBI's taxonomy places the organism in Eukaryota, Fungi, Ascomycota, Dothideomycetes, Mycosphaerellales, Dissoconiaceae. The transcript has 7 exons. The record is from RefSeq and is a predicted model, not a curated record. The coding region runs from base 214 to 2001 and encodes 595 amino acids.
UGGUAAGGACGAUGCGUCUGCCACUACUGCCACAUCUUUUUAGCCUCAGGUUCUAGUGUCGCAACAAUUCGACUUGAUGCCGUGAUCAAGCCCUGCAUCCCAAGUCUGGAGUGUGCUUGCGUAUCAUAUCCCCUCUUCGUCUUAUGUAGGCGAAGAAGUCUUGCCGCGCGAGAUCAAGUGUUCGUCUACUGAUUCGAGCAUCUGCCAAAGAUCAUGGAGCGAAAUGAGCCGGCGCCCAAGGGUGACUGUUCUGACAGCAGGCAUCCUGAGAGCUCCACGACCAAAUCGUGGUCGUAUCCCUUUCCGACCACAUGUGAGAUCAACGAAGAGCGUCAUAUCGACGAGCCUCGAAAUUUGCAGGUCGCCGUCAUUGGAGCAGGUCUGACAGGCAUUACAGCGGGAAUACUAUUACCGAUUAAAGUGCCUGGCAUAGACCUAACCAUUCUAGAGAAGAACGCUGACUAUGGGGGUACCUGGUUCGAGAACAUCUACCCUGGCGUGCGCUGCGACAUACCGGCGCAUGUCUAUCAGAGCACGUUCGACCCAAACACGCAAUGGACCGAAGAGUAUGCACAAGGCGCAGAGAUCCGCAAUUAUUGGCAACACCUCGCGCGGAAACACAAUCUCCCAGCGAUCACUCGCUUUAAGACAAAAGUUGAAGAGGCUCGAUGGUUUCCCGAUCUUGCAAAAUGGAAGUUGGUUCUCAAGGACCUCGUCGAUGGUCGUCAGCGUGCCGAAAGUUUCGACUUUGUCAUUACUGCUAUCGGCGUUUUCAACAACUGGAAACUCCCAGAUUAUCCAGGAAUGGAUGAGUUCGAAGGUCCGAUCAUUCAUUCGUCGAACUGGACCCCUUUUGAUGCGACGGGAAAGCGAAUUGCUACUAUCGGGAACGGAGCAUCAGGCAUUCAAGUCACUACCGAGCUGCAUAAAAUUGCUGCUCACGUGGACCAUUAUGCUCGCAGCCGCACUUGGAUAGCGGGAUCAUUCGCACCUGGCGUUCGGGAUCGUCAGGACAUGCCGAUGGUCAUUCCAGUUGAAAAACGGGAUUCUUUCAACGACGCCGAGAUCUACCUGAGUUACCGAAAAGAAGUCGAAGCCACGUUCUUCCGCUCAUUCGACGGUUACUUGCUCGAUUCAGAGGUCAACAAAAACUCCAGAGAGAAGUUUACAGAAAUGAUGCACAAUCGACUUGUCAACAAGCCAGGACUUCUGGAAAAACUGUUACCAGAUUUCCCACCAAAUUGUCGCAGACUCACGCCUGGUCCCGGGUACCUCGAAGCCCUCACGAAACCUCACGUGGAGCUGAUCCAAACGCCCAUCGAGAAGUUUACCUCGAAGGGAAUCAUCACAACGGAUGGACAACUUCGCUUAGCAGACGCGGUGAUAUGCUCUACCGGAGCUAAUAUAAACCGAGCUCCGCCAUUCCCCAUUAUUUCUGGAGGUUUCGAUCUUUCACGCGACUGGUCGCCAGAUGGUAAAUUCGGCUGGCCGUAUACGUACCUGGGAACGUACACACCAGGGUUCCCCAACCUUGCCUUUCUACUCGGUCCCACUGCAAGCGGCGUUUCCGGGACUGUGCCAUACGCCGUAGAGACACAGGUAGCGUACAUCGCCAAAAUGCUUCGCAAGAUCUCAACGCAAGGCAUAUCUACUGUGGUACCGUCAAAAGCGGCGACUGAUGACUUUGUCGCUUGGUGCGACGCGAUGUUUCCUCGUAUGACCCUCAGCCAGAAUUGUAGCUCUUGGUCUAACGGCGGUAAGGCUGGAAAAAGAAUCCACGGGCACUGGCCUGGGAGUGCACUGCACCUCAGUCAUGUACGCCGAGAGCCACGAUGGGAGGAUUUCGAAUACACAUACGAAAACAAAACAAAUAGAUUUGCGUAUUUCGGAGCCGGGCAGACCAAGAAAGAAAAAGACCAUGACAGCGAUGUGACACUACACCUUCGACUUUCCGAGGCUAAUGACCUGCGAGACCUGCAUGAAAGAUGGUGGGACGUGUGAAGCUGCUCAAAACACAAACGGGGCAAAUCGCGGUGUCAUAAAUACCGACCUCAGUGACAUCGCUUGCCAAACGAUUCAGAAGAUCCGAUUUUGCGAUUGUUUCGAUGUCGAUUUCAAUCAAAACGAGAAACGUGUCGUUUUAUGACGAAACAUCGAUCGCGUAUCGAAUAUCGAAU